This is a messenger RNA of Physella acuta, 1143 nucleotides long. RefSeq names its product trypsin alpha-3. The record is from RefSeq and is a predicted model, not a curated record. Gene Ontology annotation, biological process: proteolysis. Lineage: Eukaryota; Metazoa; Mollusca; Gastropoda; Physidae. Gene Ontology annotation, molecular function: serine-type endopeptidase activity.
CAUAGUUGGUGGACAAAAAACGGAGCUAUAUAAGUAGCUUGUGAGCCUGGGUCUAAGUGUGUCUUCUUAGAGGUACUCCCUGAGGCACGUCAAGAUGAAGAUCAUUUUAGCUUUGGUCGUUCUUGCCUUGGCUGAGGCAAGGCCGUCAGUCCGCCAAGCCACUGAAAUCUUCACCAGAGUCAAUCGUUAUGAGAAGAUUGACGCAGCCGGAUGUGGUCAACGCCCUCUGGUUUCCGGAAACGGAGUGUCUGAGCUUUCAUUGGUCAACAAGAUCGUCGGUGGUCAAGAAGCUGUUCCAUACUCCUGGCCAGCUAUCUGCAGUUUGAGAUCCUCCACCUCACCAAACUCCCACAUGUGUGGAGCUAACUUGGUCAAGAACUUGGCCGGUCAAUAUUUCUUGAUCACAGCCGCUCACUGCACCACCAACCGUCAAGCCUCCAGGUACGUUGCCCACUGUGGUAUCUACGACAGAGCUGCCACCACUCAACCACACAGAGUCAUCAUCUACUUCUCUGAACUCAAUGUACACAGCCAAUACAACGACUGGACCUUGGACUACGACAUCUCCAUCUUCCGUGUCUCCACCGCCCUCCCCACCAACUCCUACAUCUCCGCCGUCUGUCUACCCAACGAGGGCUGGAACGAGGGCGAAAAAGCCAUCGUCGCUGGAUGGGGAACUCUUACCGCUGGUGGAACCUCACCCUACAGACUCCACCAAGUCUCCAAGCCAAUCAAAUCCAGACAAACCUGCAUCGACAGGUACGGUGCUGGCUCCAUCACCUUGAGGAUGUUGUGUGCUGGUUUACCUGAGGGAGGUGUCGACUCAUGCCAGGGUGACAGUGGCGGCCCACUCUACACCUACAGAGAGAACAGGUGGACACUCACAGGUAUCGUAAGCUGGGGCUACGGCUGCGCUGAAGCCGGCAGACCAGGUGUCUACACUGACGUCAUUGAGCUCAAGAACUGGCUGGCUCCACUCCUCAACGGUUAAGUCAAAGACUUCCAGGAGAGCGAUACUUCUCAGGAUAGAUUAAGCCCUACUAUCGCAAGCUUAACUAAUACUUAAUUUUCCAUCAGCUUUGCUACGCCGUUUUACUGUAUACGUUAUAUCGAAUAAAAAUCAAAUAUUAAAGCUAAAUAUAA